AUGUUGCGAGCAGAUACACCGGCGCAACGGAUGGAAACCCUGAGCCCGGCUUGUAUAUACAAGGACGACAUGAAUCUUUUCUUUCUCCAUUGCGGCAAUCGUGAUUUGGACGAGCUGAUGAGAGCGCCAGAUAUUCGCAAAGUUACCACGACGGCCGAAGCUCUCCUUCCAGCACACAGCUCCUUCGAGGGAGCGAGAAAUGCACCACUUGGGACGGAGCCCCUUGGCUUGCGCAUGAUGCAUGCCUCUGCAAGCCUCGUUGCAACAUUCAUUCAUUAGACAACUAUGCCGUGGGGUACGAGCCUUAGGGAAUUCCAUGGCAGAUCAUUUGUUACACUGGCCGAAAUAGCGCUCUCCCGUGGGAGCUGACCUGUCUGCCUGGUACGGCCUAGACCCAAACACCACGCUAAAGACAAGCACAAUUUAUGCCACCUAUACACCGAAGAAAUCAGAUUCCACUGCUCCGCUACCAUCGAAUAUCAUUACAAGUCCUUCUUGGCCGUCUUUGCACCUCGCUUCCUUGGCAAACCUAGCUUCUUCCUAUCCUUGCGAUCACCCUCCGCAAGCCAUUUGCUUGCCUUGACCAGCUGGAUGAUGU
Molecule: messenger RNA, 598 nt
Organism: Pseudocercospora fijiensis CIRAD86
Lineage: Eukaryota; Fungi; Ascomycota; Dothideomycetes; Mycosphaerellales; Mycosphaerellaceae
Exons: 5
Coding region: 1-279 (92 amino acids)
Source: RefSeq, a predicted model, not a curated record